Molecule: messenger RNA, 2636 nt
Organism: Ahaetulla prasina
Lineage: Eukaryota; Metazoa; Chordata; Lepidosauria; Squamata; Colubridae
Gene: PABPN1L
Product: PABPN1 like, cytoplasmic
Exons: 8
Coding region: 1-747 (248 amino acids)
Molecular function (GO): RNA binding
Source: RefSeq, a predicted model, not a curated record
AUGUUUGGACUUGGGGCAAGCCGUCCCUUCCUUGAAUCUGGAUCCUGGUGGUGUGAUCCUCCUGCUUCCGACACUGACCAUUCUCCCUGGGACGCCGCUGAAAUUUCUGCUUGGCAGAAAACCAUGGAAGAAGAUUCGGCCUUGAUUCCCGUGGAAGGGGCCAACAAAGAGGCUCAGCAGGCAGAAGACCCAGAGCUGGAGGCCAUCAAAGCCAAAGUCCGUGCAAUGGAGAAGGAUGAUGAAUGGUUGCAGGAGCUACAGAACGAAGCCAAGUCCCUCCUUGUGAGUUCAGACCCAGAUCUUCUGCUACCUAGAAUAAACGAGAAGAAAGUGGAGGCUGACCAGCGCUCGAUCUAUGUGGGAAACGUAGAUUAUGGAGGAACUGCCGAAGAACUGGAGUCCUACUUCAACAGCUGUGGACAGAUCAACCGAGUGACUAUCCUUUGUGACAAGUUCUCAGGCCAUCCGAAAGGGUAUGCCUACAUAGAAUUCGCUGACCAAAGCUCUCUCAAAGCAGCCAUGGAACUGGACGAAGGCACAUUCAGAGGCCGCAUCAUCAAGGUGCUGCCCAAAAGAACCAACUUUCCAGGGAUCAGCUCCACAGACCGCGGUGGUUCCAGGGGUCGCUUCCGAGGACGGGGAGCCCAACCACGUCAUGCCAGCUUCUGUGGAGGGCAACGUUCCAGGCCCCGUGGCAGAGUAGUCAGGGGCCGUGGGAGGAUACCUGCCUGGUACACGCCUUACUAGAUGGCAAAGGAGACAACUCGAGCAACACACCAGGAGGAAUUCAGAAGGGAAGAGAGGAGGAAGACUAUCUGUAUUUGUUGUUACUUGUCAGCCAUUUGUGAGGAGCCCUUGUCCCAUUUGUUCAGAGCGCAGCCAUCCUUCUUCUCCCUGGUAAAUCAAAGCAGUGGGUGGCAAAGAAGCCAAGAGCAAGCACCCAAAUCUUGCUGGCCUGGCGUGUGUGUGCGUGCGCAGUUUUCUCUUGGAAGGGCCUGGAUUCAUUUUCAUUCUUCAGCAACUAUAUGCUAUUAUGGGGCGAGGGGGGAGCGGAGGCUGCCAUUCUCUUUUGCCUGGAUGCUUAAAGCCCUUAAUUUGGGCCAUUAUGGGAAGGUCAGCAAGGGGGGGGGCACUCCUCAAAAAAUAUCUAGUUAAUCAGCAUGCCCUGUUGCCGAAGCCAACCCCCAUUGCCUCCACUUUCCAAACCCUCUUCUUAAAAUCACUAAAAAUUGGGUGAGUUUGCGGGAGAGGUGAUGCAAACCCAUCCAGUUCUUUUUUUUUGAAAAUUUGGGGUCUCCCUGCAUCCCAUUAGGCAGAGUCCUACAAGCAGCCUGUUAUGAUUUGUGAAUGUGUGUGUGUGUGUGUGCAAGGGACUGGCAAUAGGGGUGUGGAACAGCACAUCUGCCCUGCCGUCUUUUUGCUCUCCUCCUAAAGGUCUUCACACACAUUUUUGAAUGCCCCUCCCUUGUGCGGCUCUGAAGACUUGCUAGGAAAAGGGAUUUUCUGCAAAAGGCAGGCCAGCUGGGAGGAAAGCAGGGAGUCUUGGGGUUCCAGGGAUGGAUUGCUGGUCACUGUGUCCCCAAAUGCCCUGCUCCUCAUUUUAAACUAAUUUAAAUUAAUUUAAGAAGUUUCUUCAAAAUAAGUAUAAAGGAAUUUUUACCAUAGGGCUCACCUGCUGCAAUCUUGUUUUGCACACCUUUUACCCCAGCACAAUCUGGUACAUCAAUUAUUGCUGCCAAUGCAGCUUUCGGUGCCCAACAAAACCCUUUUUUAUCUUUAAUCCAUUGUGGAGUUUAUAAGAAAGGUCAGCAUAGCAACUUGUGAAUUCUUUCAAAAUAGACUAGUUCAAGUUCACAUUUUAUUGAAAUGAUCUUUCCCUUUAAGUCUUCUUGCAGCAGACCAAAAAAAAAAAAUAUGGAAUUUGUCCUUGGAUCUGUAAAUUGUGCCUCAAAGUUUUAUCUUUGAGCACUGGAGACAUCGGAAGCGAGUUUUACCAUGUUAAAAAAAAUUCAUUUUUGCAAGUGGAAAGAUGGGACUGAUCUGCUGAAAGCCUUUAAAGGAGGAGGGGGGAAGGCCUCCAGCUUAGACCCUGUGAAGCUGAUCUGGAAGUGCCAGGGCAGGCAAGGCUGGGCAUCUUACACAGGGCAGUUUCCUGGGGAUUGGGCCCUACAUGAAUAAUAAACUGGCAGAGGUUGAAAUAAGCAGAGUGAAAAAGGAGGGUUAUAUUAAAAUGAAUGUAUCAAUGAACAGAUAUGUAGUUUAUAUAAAGUUUCAUGUUGUAAGACGUUUAUCUUUUUUACAAAAUAAAUGCUCCUGCUAGUGAAAAUUACACUUUACAACCACAGUGGCUGCCCGCAGACUUCUCUCUGGCAUCUUCAGCGCUGAGCUGGGCAAACAGCAGCCUUUUUAUAUUCACUCCCCAGUGUAAAUUAGGGAUGGCAUUUGUCAUGUGGCUGCAUUGUUAUUAUUAAAGACAAGACUUAGCAAAAAGCAAGCUGGUGGGAGAACUAGCUUAGCUUUCUGACAUCCUAACGUACUACGUGAAAAGGCAUUGGAAAGCAUAUUAAGGAGGAAUUUCCUGACAGAACAAUUAAUGAGUGAAACAAUUUGCCUCCAGAAGUUGUGGCUGUUCCAAC